CGAGGAUGACGAACGAUGAGAAGCUUCUACUCUGACCGCUGUUCUUCGUCUCCUACAUCGGCUCUCCUUUCUCCACACGCCGUUGUGAAAUUUGAAUUGAACAAGUCUCUUCCUAUGUAGUCCUCCUUCUCUCUCGUAAGGUCCCAAUUUCAAUCCCAACUCAAUCUCUCUCUCCCCUCUCUCUCUCUGAAAAUGCCGACCGCGGUGGUGAAGCUGUACAGCGGCUUCUUCAAGUACCAACUCAAGCACAAGCUCCAAGCCCUCGCUCAAUCUCCUCCUCCAAGCCCCGGCUCCGGCGACCAGUUCGGCGUCGCCUCCCGCCUCGACGAGCCCGUCGCCCCCGCGAAUCCGUCCUUCGUCGACGGCGCCGCCACCAAGGACAUCCACAUCGACCCCUUCUCCGCCCUCUCCCUCCGCGUCUUCCUCCCCGACACCGUCCUGACGUCCCCGACCGGCGGCGGGAGCCCCGAUGGCCCUGCCCCUUACGGCGGAUACUCCCCUCCGACCGGGGAAGACUGCGUCAAGCUCCCGGUGAUGCUGCAGUUCCACGGAGGCGGCUUCGUGAACGGUGGGCACAACUCGGCGGAGAACGACAGGUUUUGCCGGAGGAUCGCGAGGGCGUGCGACGUGAUUGUGGUGGCGGUCGGGUACAGGCUAGCACCGGAGAGCAAGUACCCGGCGGCGUUCGAGGACGGGGCCAAGGCGUUGAACUGGCUGGCGAAGCAGGCGAAUUUGGCGGACUGCAGUCGGUCCAUCGGGAAACUGAGGAGGAGUGUCGGGGUCGAGGGCCGUGUGUUCGACAGCUUUGGCGUGUCGAUGGUCGAGCCGUGGCUCGCCGCUCACGGAGAUCCUUCCAGGUGCGUCCUCCUCGGUGUGAGUUCCGGUGCCAAUAUCGCAGACUAUGUGUGUCAAAAGGCCAUAGAGGAAGGGAAGCUCCUUGACCCUAUCAAUGUGGUGGCUCAAGUCCUAAUGUAUCCCUUCUUUGCUGGGACCACCCCCACGCACUCUGAGGUCAAGCUUGCAAACUCUUACUUCUAUGACAAGGCUAUACGCAACAUGGCGCUGAAGCUCUUGUUACCGGACGAGGAGUUCAGCCUUGACCAUCCGGCAGCAAACCCUCUUGUCUCGAGAAUGGUGCCUUUGAAGUGCAUGCCUCCAACUUUGAUGGUAGUGGCUGAACAUGACAUGAUGCGGGACCGCGCCAUCGCUUACUCUGCGGAACUGCGGAAGUUCAAUGUCGAUGCUCCCGUGCUGGACUAUAAGGAUGCUGUUCACGAGUUCGCCACUAAGGAUAUGCUUCUUCAGACGCCGCAAGCUCGAGCGUGUGCAGAGGAUAUAGCGAUAUGGGUUAAGAAAUACGUCUCACUCAGAGGUCUCGAGUUUUCUUACUGAACUGGUUAGGAAAGAAAAUUUUGCAAGUUUUGGCGAAUCGAAGUGACCGAAGAUAAUCGAAGUGACCGAAAUAUCAUGGACAGGAAGGCCAAUUCAGAGCUGCGAGACAACUUUUGCUUGGUUGAGUAUAUAUGCUUGUCCAUGAAGAAACACAUGGAGAUUAGACUCUGGUCAUGGUGAUCGGCGAAGUCGCCAUCUCUUUCCUCAAAUGCUGAAGCUCUUCAGAGAUAUGAUUGUUUCCAUUCUUUGAGGCGUUUUUCCUCCCAUUGUAUAGUCACAAUUGAUUUGUUCAUCUGUUCAUAUUCAUCGCCUCGAUGUGAAAAUGUAUCUUACAGGAUCUGAUCUUAUAUGAAAAUUUCUUCCUGUCUUGU
Molecule: messenger RNA, 1763 nt
Organism: Rhodamnia argentea
Lineage: Eukaryota; Viridiplantae; Streptophyta; Magnoliopsida; Myrtales; Myrtaceae
Product: probable carboxylesterase 16
Exons: 2
Coding region: 193-1392 (399 amino acids)
Molecular function (GO): hydrolase activity
Source: RefSeq, a predicted model, not a curated record